AUGUCCGCCCAGAACUCCGCGGGUAUCCAGACCCUUCUCGAGGCCGAGAAAGAUGCCUCCAAGAUCGUCCAGAGGUCCCGAGAGUACAGGACAAAGCGUGUCAAGGAGGCUCGUGAUGAGGCCAAGAAGGAGAUAGACCAGUACCGGGCGUCCAAGGAGGAGGAGUACAAGAAGUUCGAGGCCGAGAAGGCCGAGGAGGAGGCCAACAAGGAGGCCGAGGCCAAGAUCAAGGAGAUCCAGGCGGCUGGCAAGAAGAGCCAGGACAAGGUGGUCAAGGACCUGCUGAGCGCCGUGUUUGACGUUAAGCCCGUACCGCCUACCCAGGGAUAA
Messenger RNA from Diaporthe citri, 330 nucleotides. RefSeq lists its product as uncharacterized. Gene Ontology annotation, molecular function: proton-transporting ATPase activity, rotational mechanism. The transcript has 5 exons. NCBI's taxonomy places the organism in Eukaryota, Fungi, Ascomycota, Sordariomycetes, Diaporthales, Diaporthaceae. The record is from RefSeq and is a predicted model, not a curated record. The coding region runs from base 1 to 330 and encodes 109 amino acids. Gene Ontology annotation, cellular component: vacuolar proton-transporting V-type ATPase complex. Gene Ontology annotation, biological process: proton transmembrane transport.